AUGGUCGCAACUGUACAUCCGGCCUUGCCGGAUUCUCCCUCUCCAUCAGAUUUGAAGACCUUCGGCAGGCGCUCACGCCGUUUCGUUUGGGCCAAAGUCUCGGGAGGAAAGACCGACAUUGUUCGGUCUGAGCCGUCGAAAGGCGAUCAAACCAUCCUGCACGAGAUCUUCUCCGCUUCAGACGCGCCAGCCCAGAUCGAGCGACACCGUCGGCAGCGAAGCUCUACUGUCAGCGCAGCUGGAGGCCCCGUUGUACCCGCUUCCCUCGAUGAAGAAGCCCGCCUCGCAGCGCUUCACAAGCCGAGCGGCUUAGCCAAGCGACACGGUCGUAGUCGGUCGAUCUUCUUCAGAAAGAAUCCCACCAGCAAAGCUGGCUCGGCUACCGCGGAGUCGAGUGCGCCUUCGGGCCGUUCAAGGUGCGCCACUGAGCAGGCUCAAUCGGAUAUGGAAGAUGCAAUCUCCUUUGGCAGUCUAGCGUCACCGAGAUCGGCAUCUGUCACCAAAGCGCUACGAGACCUCGAGCAAGUGUCUGACUUCGUUUGCCAGUGCGCGGCUGAUGUCACGCCGCCAGGCAAUCACCACCUUGAACGUCACCUGCACAGAGCAGCCGAAAGGGCGCGACCCGUCUCCAUGACGCAGAGCAUCGGACGGACGAGUUUCAGCACGUUGGAGGAGAGCUCUGCCUGCUCCUCACCAGUCUCUUCGUAUGCACACGAUUUGCCGAUCGUGCAGGGAGUCUUGCUACCCAGCAGCAUGUCAAGGCCAUCUCGCAGGAGCAGCGCGCAUCCCUCGAGUCGGAUAUGCAGAGAUGGGACGAUGAGCCCCACCAGUGGGUCGCAUCACUCGCAUCUUGA
Molecule: messenger RNA, 854 nt
Organism: Ceraceosorus bombacis
Lineage: Eukaryota; Fungi; Basidiomycota; Exobasidiomycetes; Ceraceosorales; Ceraceosoraceae
Source: the annotation of a GenBank genome assembly